UUUCUUCAAAACGACGCACAAUGCCUCAGUAGCAGCUCGCUUUGUAACGAACUCACCUUUGCUUCAUUAGUAAUAGAUUGAUUCGGAGCUCAUUUACGAGACUCGACUAACACCAAAAAAAAGGUGUCAUUCUCGAGCAAGCCGAAAGCAAGUUCGGCACGUAAUCGGUUCUUUUCUUCAAAAAGAAUUCCAACGGCACCAAAGCGAACUUCCCUUUGCUUCGAAAAUCUCAGCAGUUUCAGGAAAUUGAAGGAAUUGAUAAUAAUUUCGGGAGCAAGCUUCGGAGAAUCUGGGAAGAAUUUCAGGAGUGGAAUUUUAAAAUGCGAGGAAAAUUUUGGGACAAUUUCAACCGGAUCCUUCCUUAUUAUUUGCAUUCGAUAGAUUAUGAAGUCAAAUAGACCAAGGUCAACAAAACCAAAGUGGACCGUUUUCAAAAAAAGGUAAAUCGAGAUGUUGGAGGAAGUCCCCAUUACAAAGAAGAAAUUGUAUGGUAAUUCCUUUGUUUUUCUGCCCUCGAUAUCUAAUCGGGGCGUGUACAGAAGCAGUUGGCAACUAAGUAUCUCCACAACGGACGGCAUUCACAAAUAAUCUUUCGGAAUUCAAAGAAAAGCAAAUAAGGCUGUUAACGUAAAUGCUAUACACACAGUAAACAUUAAUCAACAACCUUGAUGGGUUAUCAGGAAAGUUCUACAAUAAUAAAUUCGUAAUAAAUCAAAUCCGGUCCUGUAUUUUUCAAUAAGCGAUAAACGGAGAAUAACAUAAAUUUUUAUUGAGAGCCGAUUCGCCUGGCAGAGCAGCGCCGGUAGUCGCGUUAAGUACAUGACGGCGGGUCACAAUUUAAAGAAGCGGCUACGUGCAGUGUUAAACCGUGCCCGAAUUUCAUUUUUGGAACAUUUCGUCGGUUAAAGUGGGUGGUGGUUGGUGCGACAAGUACCGUCCGAGUUUUUUUUUUUUUUGGUUGGCCAAGUUUCGUCUAAAUAUAACUUUAUGUUCGCAACUACUGAUAUCUGCGAUUAUAACCAAAACAAACAUCUGUGUAAAUUGAAAAACACAAUGUUGGAGAAGUUCAAUGCGGAUUUCCGAAGACCGAGGCGGGACAUCAACUGCAACACGAAGGGCAAAGGAAAAGCCAUCGAAAUUAGAAAGGAAGAAGUUAUGGCCAUUAGAAACAGAUUCCCUACAAAAAUACCAAUCAUAGUACAAAGGUUCACAAAGGAAAACUACCUACCACAACUGGACAAGUCGAAAUUUCUAGUCCCCCAAGAAAUCACAAUGUCGCAAUUCCUCACGAUCAUCAGAAACCGCAUGCACGUCGGAUCGUCGCAGGCCCUCUACCUCCUCGUCAACAAUAAAUCGCUGGUCAGUCUGUCGUUAACGCUGGCCGAGGUUUACACCGAGUACGCGUGCACCGACGGUUUCCUGUACAUAACGUACGCGUCGCAGGAGGUGUUCGGAGGCCGUAAAUGAUGUGAUCAAACUUGUAUUAAUAGGAGUAACGGUCGUGAGGAAAGUGAAAACGUGGUGGUAGGAUAAGAGUUUACUACUUAGCCGACGUGUUUUCGGAGGGAGGACGAGAGCCGCUGCAACGCGUUCAAUUUCUCUUCUUUUUUAUUAUUAUAGUUACUGUGUAAUUUCAGAAAGAAUAGACUGAUCAGGUUUUUAAAGUAGACUUUAAGUUAUUGUAGAUGUUAAUGGUAAUUCUCAUACCAGUAUGUUUACUUAAAAACAUUUUAAAAGACUGUUCGUACAAUCCGUACCAUUUAUUAGCAUCUUCAAGGGAUGUGUUUUGAUAUUUUUACCAAAUAAAUUUUCUCAAGUCGU
This is a messenger RNA of Photinus pyralis (common eastern firefly), 1821 nucleotides long. Its product is annotated as microtubule-associated proteins 1A/1B light chain 3C-like. Gene Ontology annotation, biological process: autophagosome assembly; cellular response to nitrogen starvation; autophagy of mitochondrion. The record is from RefSeq and is a predicted model, not a curated record. Gene Ontology annotation, cellular component: autophagosome; cytosol; autophagosome membrane. The transcript is spliced from 4 exons. Bases 988 to 1467 code for a protein of 159 amino acids. NCBI's taxonomy places the organism in Eukaryota, Metazoa, Arthropoda, Insecta, Coleoptera, Lampyridae. Gene Ontology annotation, molecular function: ubiquitin protein ligase binding.